Megalops cyprinoides (Indo-Pacific tarpon) is the source of this 5834-nucleotide messenger RNA. Its product is annotated as kelch repeat and BTB domain-containing protein 11. The transcript is spliced from 2 exons. Gene Ontology annotation, molecular function: protein binding. The record is from RefSeq and is a predicted model, not a curated record. NCBI's taxonomy places the organism in Eukaryota, Metazoa, Chordata, Actinopteri, Elopiformes, Megalopidae. The coding region runs from base 1038 to 3299 and encodes 753 amino acids.
CAUUAUCCCUCAAGUGAGACAAGGAAUAACCUACAUUUGGACUCUUUCUCUUUAACUUGAGGCCGUACGCGACAUCUGUGGCGCAACCUUCAAUCGCGUCUUUCCACACGAAGGCUGAAGCUCCCUGCUGGAAUUCCGAGCACUCAAUUCGUGCGGAUAAGCCGUUCCGCAGCUCGACUUUGGACUUCAGAUGGAUGCGUGAUUUCUAGCUGUAUUGACUAAAAACGGAAAUAGGUUAAUAUAGCCUAUGGUAAAAUCCGCCUUUUGUUCUUUCUCCUGGAUAAUAAUGGCAUAACCCUAUGAUGGACUAAAAAAUCGACAACAGUGUACUGUGAAUUAUGGUUAGUUUCAAAAUCGCAGGCGGUGCUAUUGUGCCGAUUCUAUAGGCUACAGGUUCGCGUAAAGGCAAUUUCAGUUGCCAGAUGCUUCAGGAGUAACCGUGGUCACUUCGUGUCGGAACUACGACCAUCCUCAAGUCAUCACCACUUUAUAUAACUGGGCUUUGUGUGAGAGGGAAAUACCCAUACAGUACCCUAGCAAUUUACACAUAACGUGAUGAGGCUUGCUGAAUUCGGUGGAUACAAGGAAGAAAGCAGACUGUGGAAUUAUCUAUGCACGGAUUCACCAGACUUUCAGAAUUUAACCAGGCUGCCCUUUCAGUUCCCCUCAGUCUGUUCAAAUUUUGGAUCGUCUUCCCCUCCCUGUCAAACCGGAUGUUCUAUUCCUUUUUGAGAUAAGCAGGAAUUUAAAAGACAAGAAGAAAACCAAUGGACUUUGGCCUACAACUGAAGAAUCAUCAGUACUGGAGGCGCCUUCUCUAAAGGAAACAUCAAUGAAGGGCUAACCCUGAAGUUAUUGAAAGUGAUAUUCACAAGAUCGGAAUGAGUGAAGGAAAAAAUAAACAACAAAAAGAAUCAGUAAAAGUAACAUGCCAUUAGCAUCCAAAGCCCUGUGGGAUUUUCCUCUAAGCAAAUUCCAUAAAUUAUUGAGCUUGUUCUUGCAUCCUCCUCUCCGCAAAAUUUCACAGCUUUGCAAAAAUGCAAAAUGACUAUUCCAGCCAAGCGUCGUCUUUAAGCUUGCAGUUCAACAGAGGAGUUAUGAAUGACGGUGCACAGCGCGAGUCUGUAUUCACAGUGGAGGCGGACGUCGUUUUUCACGCCGCCAGCGAUGACACCCCCAUCUCUUGCGGGGUAGGCCGGCUCAGCCUGACCGAUGAGGAGGAGGACGAGGAGGUAGAGCGCGUUGAGAGCGUGCCCGAAAUGGGGUCGAUGGGGGACAGCCAGGCUUACUGCCGGCAAAGGACUACGGUCACCAAGGGAGCGGGGGCCGAGACGGAGUCAGCAUCAAGUGAACGCCACAGCAACAAUACCGGUCAUCAUCACUGGGGACGCGAGGCCGGCACUUCGGACACAGAUGCAGUUCACGUUUCUACUGACAGAAGUUCCCGGGUGCACUUUCAGCAAUGGGAUACGGGUGCCUCUCAGUUGCGAGGGAUGGAUCCGGCAAGGGGACAGAGUCAUUCGGUCAGCAGAAACGGAACGACAGAGGAGGCUGCCGGCACACACGCGGAAUCCCCCUGCAGCCUGGGCUCAUCGCUGUGCUUCCCUGGGGGAACCAAAGAGGAAACAGAGAGGGCCGCUUCCUUAUUCGAGCAGGGAAGAAUAGUGAGGAGCCAGUGUCAGAUUAACAAUGCCAACUGCACGCUGGAGGAGAAGGGAACCUCGCUGCCUGCUGCUUGUUCCAUUUCCAUGGGAACAGAGCCAACAGGCGAGCUGGGUCAUCUGGCCAGUGCGGGACAUGGAACAGAUUGGAGGGAAUACGACACAAUACAAGGAAACUCGAGGCCGGAAUCGGACCAAGGUGCGCGGGGUCAUGUUGUCCAAGACAGCCGUGCUUUAAAAGCAGAGCCGGACUUGGUGAUCGAAGUGGCUGGGAAGCAGAUCCAGGCACACAAGUCUGUUCUGGCGGAGAAAAGCGAUUAUUUCAAGGCGCGGCAAUCCAGGGACAUUCUAAAGGUCAAAGGGGUGACAUACAAGACUCUGAUGGUUUUAAUAGAAUAUGUUUACUCCUCCCGGAUGGAGGUGAACAAGGAUAAUGUCAUAGAGGUUAUCACCGGGGCGAAAAUUCUUCAGAUCCCAUGCGCCGUUCAAGCCGCGAUGGACACAAUGUCAGAGCAGAUCACUGCUGAAAACUGUUAUGAGAUUUUAUGUAUUGCUAAAAAGCAAAGAUUGAGUGACUUGAAGGAGACGGUCUAUCGGUUCAUGAGUGACAACUUCCUGCAAAUACUAAAGGACCCUUCCGUCUACGGGCGUUUAACGGGACUGGAGAGAGACCUGAUCCUCAAAACGAGGAUGGAGGGGAAGAAGUCCUUAAUGGUGGCCGAAAUAAACGACGUUUACGACCGCGUCGGGAGCAGACCGCCGAGCCGAAACAGCAGCCGUCCCCAGAGCCCGUUAUCCGUGACUUCCUGUGAGGACAUCCGCAUGAUAUAUCAUUACAAUGAGUCGACCAAGGAGUGGAAAUCGCUGACUCUCAUGCCAGACGAAAUAAACACAAAGGGCUGCGGGAUUUGCACCAUGUACAAUUACCUGUUCGUCGCCGGUGGGAUAAAGGGGAGCGGCGACAAGGGCAAGCUUUCGGAUAAGGUCUUCUGCUACAACCCUGUCACGGACAGCUGGAGCGAAAUCCGACCGCUGAACCAGGCACGGUCGCAGCUCAAGCUGUUGCCGUUAGACGGCUACCUGUACGCCAUAGGAGGGGAGUGUCUGUUCACGGUCGAGAAGUACGACCCACGCAUGGACAGGUGGACCCCCGUGGCACCUCUGCCCAAAGGGGCGUUCGCCGUGGCCCACGAGGCGACCACCUGCAACGGGGAGAUCUACGUCUCGGGCGGCUCCCUCUUCUACCGCCUCCUCAAAUACGACCCCAAGCGGGACGAGUGGCAGGAGUGCCCCUACAACAACAGCCGGAAGAGGUCCACGGACAUGGUGGCGCUGAAGAGCUUCAUCUACCGCUUCGACGUCAGCCGGGACAAGGGCGUCAGCGUCUUCAAGUACAACACCAUUGUGAAGAUGUGGCACGACUGCGCCACGCUGCCGCAGACGAACCCUCUUCCCUUCCGCUGCGCCGUCAUGGGCAGCUGCAUCUACUGCGUCAACAAGUCGCAGACACUGCGCUUCGUCGUCGGUGAGGAGGAUGCGCGGUUCGAGCCGGAGCAUCUCAACGCCCCCGAGGAGACCAAAGGCGUCCUCUUCCCCUUCGUCCUGAGCCUGCCGGAGAAAGCUGACAGAAACCUGUGAUGCUGUGACGUCACGGGGUCGUGCGUAUCCCUCCGUGUUCUCAACGGAGGCUUUGCCUGAACUGCGACCAGUGGACGAUGAGACGCGAACGAUAAUUUAAGUAAAUUUCCAUAUCAUUUUCGGUGGAAUUUGACAUGUCUUAUUUAACUGCUCAAUCCUGGAAUGUUUUCUUCGCAUGGCUUGUUUAAACAUAUUUUUAUGUGGUAUGGAACAGGCCUUAAAAAGGACAGUUUAAAAAAUAGUUUGUGUGUAGCAAAACACACAUUGACAGUUGUUUGAUUUGCAAUAACAGUACAGUACAGUACAGUACAGUAUAUCUAGUUCCUUUGAUGUUUUUUGUUGUGCUUGCUUUGAUUUGUGCACCUUUGUAUUUGCUCUUAAUUCAGAACAGAUAUUUUUCUCAAGGGUAUGUUUGUUGGCAGCAUCCUCUAGUUAUGAAAUUAAGCAAUGCCCAGUAUCGAAAUAUUGUUAGUAAUCAGUUUCAUAGACAGACCAUUGGAUUCAUUCAAAUCUGCCUGGUCAUCUUAAAGUAGAAACUCACUUUGUUGCGUUAAGGUGGUGGAUUCAGCCAGGGAUGGUUGGUUUGUUUGUUUUUGGUUGAAAAGUGUUUUCCCUUUGCAGUUCAACUUGGCAGUACUGAAUGAAUCCAGGGUAUACAGGCAGUCAUAGAAAUAGACAUGCAGAUGGGACCACAUAACCAGAAAUAAUCUCAGACAACCCAAAAUGGUGUAGCAGACAAGAGUAAGGCAUCUCCUCUGGGGUUACAUAACACUUAGUUUUAACCAAUAAGGAAUCCCUAGUCUGACAUUUUGGGAGUCGUUGUGAGGAAGAUAUCCGAUGAAGCUGUCAGUUGUAUGCCAUCUCAUUCCCCUGAAUUUGGCCCAUCCCAAGCUUUCACCAAAGAUCAGUAGCCUAAUUAUGGGAGGCAGUAAUAGUUAUUAUACAUCAUCCUGACAGAGCAUUUAGUGAUGAGGUUCAAUUCUCAACGCUGGGAAAUAGCAAUGUGUCCACAAUUUUAGAGACAAUUUUGCACUUCUGGACCCCUCCCAUUACGCUAGCCCCUCCUCUGGAAUCUGGAGCAGCGCCCUGCAUUUGGGCAUAUGCAGAAAAUUAUGCAAUAGCUUAAGUGUCCCACUGCUGUAGUUAAGAACUGGACACAACAGCUGCUUUUAUUAUGUAAUUUCCCUUACAAACUCACCUUUUUGUGAGUUUUUUUUUUUUCAACCAGGCCAUUUGAUCAGUUAAUCAAUCCAGAUGUAUUUCUUAUAGCAUAUUUUUUUACAAAUGUAUUGUCACAAAGGGCUGGACAGAGUAUGUUUUUCAGAGGGAAAACAAAAAAAACAAAACAGAUUCAAAACAAAAGAGAAAAUCCUGAGCCAAUUGGGGGGGAGCUGGAAAAUUAUUACCUGGCCCAGGAAACCACAGCUUGAGAGACAGUCCUGGAAAAGUGGAAAAGGAAAAAAAAAAACAAAGCUUUGCACCAAUGCUCUGUGCUCACUGGACACAGUGAGGGUAAAUCAUAUACACAGUGUUUUUCCUCAGAAUAAAAACUCUGUUUAAAUUGGGCAUAACUCUGAUGCACAGUGAAUGAAAUGUAGUUAUGUGUUCCUCAUCUUCCCUUACACUCCCCUUUUACAUUGUUGUAGUCCAGUGUGUGUGCGCCGUGACUGCCCUCUUCUGGCUGGUCUGUGCUAGUGCGCUGGACUGACACUGCACACUGCAAUUCAGUGUUCCUGUACCCUAGUCCCACCACAUCUGCUGGUAUGCUAUAGAUGAGGUCUCUUGUAAUUAACAUUUAUUUAGCUAUCAGAUGAAUACAGAAAUAGAUUUGACACUACUCAAGUGUUGCUGUUAGUACUUUGUUACAGAUAUGGAUUGUUGGAUUUACUCAACUGGACCUGGAACACAUUAUUAAUCUGUAAAAAAAAUUAAUGUUGUACCAAGUUUGUUCAAGGUACAGAUAUUGAUAACACACUUUGAAAAAAAGACGUAUUCUUUUCAUAUGAGUACAAUUUUACCUCCAACAGCCUGGUUCUUUCACUCAGAAAGUAAAGCAGAUUAAAUGUAGAGGUGUUAAACAAAGGCUGGCAUUCCAUUAGUGGCUCAGACAACUCUAAUUUCAUUAAGAGCUCACCUGUAAUGUACACCAGCAUAUGCAGUGGGUUCACCUAGGACCAGGUGUGCAGAGAAAGUGACACGGUCAAUGCAGCCAGCUUUGUAAAAGAAAUCCCAAAUGCAGCCUAACAAGUAGGCCUGACCCCAUGCGCAUUACACAGAGGCAAGUGCAUCACGUGACCUAUCCUGUUUCUUCUCUUUGUUCAGCAAAAGCACUUUUACCACUUACCACUUGAUUAUUUUCUGUUGUGCUGCUUUUGAAUGCCAAAUUCCUUGCAGAAACUGGGGGGUUUGCACUCACUCACUGGAUCAUAUCACAUUUUGCACUUCUGUCUGGUUUUUUCUUCCUUUGAGUCUGUUCAUUCAGCACUUCUGUUUGCACCUGUGGGAUUUUUAUUAUUAUUAUUAUUAUUAUUAUUA